Xiphias gladius (swordfish) is the source of this 2307-nucleotide messenger RNA. RefSeq lists its product as uncharacterized. NCBI's taxonomy places the organism in Eukaryota, Metazoa, Chordata, Actinopteri, Istiophoriformes, Xiphiidae. Gene Ontology annotation, molecular function: hydroxypyruvate reductase [NAD(P)H] activity; glyoxylate reductase (NADPH) activity; NAD binding. The transcript is spliced from 8 exons. Bases 223 to 1389 code for a protein of 388 amino acids. Gene Ontology annotation, cellular component: cytosol. The record is from RefSeq and is a predicted model, not a curated record.
CUCCACCUCUCCAAAGGGUGUAGCUCUGUUCUGCGUUCAGAUCUGCAUCUCAAGUAUCAUCUGUUUAAUCUUUAUUUAAAGCAAGUGGGAGGUCAGAUUGGAUAAAGGACCAGCUACGUGUCUUCCUGCACCUUCCCUCCUCUGAACCCUCAGUUUCUACUCCAGAGUCGGGAAACAGCAGGGUUGGUGAAAAACUUUUCAAGUUCCAACUGAAAAGCCAAAAUGAAGAGCCUCUUCUAUGCCAGGUGUGUGAGCAAGUGUGGGGUUCAGCACAAGCAUCUUGGCUUGGUAAAGCGACAAAACUUCACAGAUCUGUACGUCAGCUGCAACAUAAAAAGUCCUCCAGAGUCCCUGAGUAGUUCUUCCUGGGUCAAGAGCAGAGGGAAACCAAAACAAGGAGCAUUUGUUAUGGAAGAGGAAAAACCAUGGGCUCUGAUCUCAGAGGUGGGCGAGCACGGUUACCUUGAAGAAGUUACUGAUAUAAUGAAACAACACUUUCAAAUCAUCUGCCACAGAGACUUCCUACAAAACCCUCUGCUGCACGGUCCUAAAAUCCAGGCCGUGUUCAUAUGGAACGCCUGUCCUGCAGCCGAGCCUUCACUGCUCAGUUUACUUCCCUCACUGAAGGUGGUCGCCAACGGAGGAGUGGGCAUCGACCACCUUGAUGUGCCGCACAUCACCAGUCUCGGGGUGAAGGUGACCAACACGCCCGGCGUGGUGAGCGAUGCCACUGCAGAUAUCGCCAUGGGUCUGCUUCUGGCUUCGGCACGGAGGAUUGUUGAGGGUCACCUAAUAGCUGUUGACCCCAAGACCAGCCAUAUGCGACAAUGCCAGAUGGGAGUUGAAGUCACAGGGUCGACUCUGGGGAUCAUUGGAAUGGGACACAUCGGAUACAAAAUCGCUCAGAGAGGCAAAGGAUUUGACAUGAGGAUCCUAUAUCACAACAGGAACAGAAGGAGUGUUGAGGAUGAGCAGGCGGUGGGAGCAGGUUACCGCCAAAACAUGGAUGACCUGCUUAAAGAGUCGGACUCUGUGAUGCUGGCGGUCAACCUGACCCCUGAAACCACCCGUCUGAUCGGCCAGAGAGAGUUGUCCCUCAUGAAACCCACAGCAACACUGGUCAACAUCAGCAGAGGUCUGGUCGUGGACCAGGAGGCCUUAGUUAAAGCUCUGCAGCGUUCUACAAUUCGGGCAGCUGCAUUAGACGUGACUCACCCUGAACCUUUACCAAGGGAUCAUCCUCUACUUGGUCUUUGUAAUGUGCUGAUCACACCCCAUAUUGGCACCCACACUUACGCGACAACCAGAAGGAUGGUGCAGAGGAUGGUAGAAAAUGCUGUUGCUGCAGUGAAAGGCCUACCUAUUCCCAAUGAAGUCAAGCCAGAAUGACUUAACCGUCAAUACAUUAUCUGUCUGAAUUUAGAAAUGCUGAAUUGUUGGCAUUUUUGUCUCCACUAAGAAAAAGAUGAAAUGCUUUUACUUCCUCAUAAAUGAGUUUUUACCUGUUUGGUUGUACGUUGGUCUAUCUAAUGAUCGGCCACAAUCACUGUGAUAAACAUGACCAUUUACAUUACAUUAAGAUAACUAACGUAUCAAUUCAAAUCACGAAUCAUGAAUAAGUGUUAGAUAUCAACUAGCAUGAUGAUUUUAAUGUUUAAGUAUAACCUUAAAACUUUAUUCAGAUUAAAUGAUUGUUACACUAAAAUGCAUGUAAAAGUUUUACAACAAAAUAAAAUAGAAUGAAAUAACAAAGCUACCUCAAAUUUUGAACUUUGCACACUUGGCUUUAGUUCCUUGAAUUAUAUAGCAGACAACUCAUCGUCAUGUCAGAUCUUCACCAUAAUUAACAACUGUUAAAGCAUUUGUGGUCGGUUUAGCUUGCAGAGUUGGACCUCAUAAAUUACUUGCUUUUUGUGAAUAAUAGACCAAUCACAAUGUUCCUCACCUCACAUUCCCUCUAUGCCACAAGUCGAAGACAGCCCUCGCUGCUGUUUUCAGAUUAUUUUCCUGUGCUUAAUGUCUAAGUUCACCCAAGAAAAAAUAGCAAUGUAACACAGGUCAAAGACAAUUACAUUAAUUAAUAGAUAAACAAAUAAUCAAGCCCGCCUCCGAUCAGUCUCAGGAAAUAACAGGUCUGAAACUCAAAGCUCAGGUUGAAAGGGUGAGUCUUUCUUGUAAAAUUAACACAUAUGAUGGAAGACAUUGUUAUUAAGAAUAUUCUAGUGUCACAGACAUCGAAACAAAAACCUGGAAAACCUGUGUGUAUCUUUUUAAUCACAUAUAUUAAAAUGUAUCCAUAUUAUUGGC